This is a messenger RNA of Scophthalmus maximus (turbot), 1875 nucleotides long. It is a transcript of the gene st3gal7, whose product is annotated as ST3 beta-galactoside alpha-2,3-sialyltransferase 7. The record is from RefSeq and is a predicted model, not a curated record. The transcript has 8 exons. Gene Ontology annotation, molecular function: lactosylceramide alpha-2,3-sialyltransferase activity. NCBI's taxonomy places the organism in Eukaryota, Metazoa, Chordata, Actinopteri, Pleuronectiformes, Scophthalmidae. Bases 223 to 1464 code for a protein of 413 amino acids.
CACUUAUCUACAGGCAUUCCUGCCACAGAGCUGACUGAGUGAUGUGUUAAUGGUUAACCAGUGCUAUUAAAGGGAAGUGGCAAAGUUCAGCGGGGUAGGAAGCUGCAGCAGCCAUUUUAGCUGUGCAGGACGUGCCUCUCGGUGCUCUCUCACAUCAGCCAUGGAGCACAGGCGAACAGACGGCCGACUAUCAGCUGGCAUCUCUGCCAGGCCGACUGCACAAUGGUGACACUGAAUCACUUGAGCGUAGAAGACCCACAUCAUGACUCCCCACCGCCGCCUGAGGCUCCGAUACCAACACCUGACUGUCACAGGCAGCCGCUGGUCCCAAAGCCUGGCUCCGGGGAAUUUUUCCUUGGCAGGAGGAACAAUCUUGCCCUCAGUCUGGUGCUGCUGAUUGGAUGCUACUCAGCCAUCCUGAUACCCGUAUAUUUCCCCUUGGAUCAGGUGGCAACACUCGGCAAUGACUUCCACCACCCCAAAGAUCUGGUCUUAUUAAAUCGAUCAGCCACGCUGCUGUCAGGACCCUGUCGGCCUGGCUGGUGUCUGAACCACCUCACGUCUCUGUCCUUCUCUGCGGGCCUCGUGGACAUCCCUGUGUUUGUGCAGCAGGACAGGCCUGUGCCCUGGGAGCUGUCCCCUCCUCUGGGGCUCCAGGGCAGUGAAGAGCAUCUGGCCCUGGCUCUCGCCUCUCUGCCUGAGCACAGCCUUCCUCCAUCACUGGGGAGAGAAGGCAGCUGCAGGCGAUGCAUGGUGGUGGGCAAUGGAGGGGUUCUUCACGGGAGCCAUCUUGGAUCUCAUAUAGAUCAGUAUGACAUCAUUAUCAGGUUGAACAAUGCUCCAGUGCCUGGCUUUGAGAGAGAUGCUGGCUCCCGCACCACCAUCCGCCUGAUUUACCCAGAGGGAGCACCUCACUUAGCAAAAGAGUACAAAAAGACCACCAUUGUUGCUCUGGUGGUUUUUAAAAGCCUGGACCUGGACUGGCUCACUUCUGUCAUCACCAAACAGCCUCUGAGCUUCUGGUCCAAAAUGUGGUUCUGGAGGGAGGUGGUAGAUGAUAUUCCCCUGAGACCAGAGAACUUCAGGAUCCUCCAUCCAGAGAUUAUUCACAAGACAGGACAAGUCUUACAGAGAUAUGCUCGGAAACAGGGAAACAUGGUGCCAACACUCGGUGCCAGCGCGGUGGUGAUGGCCUUGCAGCUGUGUGACCACGUGAGCCUGGCAGGAUUUGGGUAUGAUAUGCAGCACCCAGGGGCCAGGCUUCACUACUACGAGGCCAUACGCAUGGACGCGAUGAAGGCUCAAGUGGUGCAUGACGUCAGUGCCGAGAAACUCUUCUUGGGCGACCUGGUGGCUGCAGGAGCUGUGACCGACCUCACAGGGGCUCUGGGCGUCAGCAGCACAGACACUGAACAUCCAGUGAACUCCACAUGCACUCCUCCCUCUCACUGUGAGCCCGUAUAGCAUCUUCCAUGACCAGGCGCCGCCGGAAGAAUCCUACAAGGCUUGGACUGACCUUUAAAGCACUGGCUCCAGGGAAGCCUGACGAGCGGGUGACUGUGGAGAAGGGCCUCAGUAUACAACUCUGUUACAAGUAUAGCAAUUGUCAUAUGGGUGAAUCAUUUGUCACCUCACACAGGAACAUGCUCAGAAAAUGGCUGCAUGUUGUGUAAUAUAUACAAUGGUCUGUGUUCCAAACAGUGGUAUUUAAAAUCUGUUUACAAUGACUCAAUAAGAAAGUGAAUAAGAAACUACUCAUGUUUAUAGGUUAAAAAAAGACUUGUAUUAAUCUGUAUUAUACAUAUACAUUUGUACUAUUACAUGUCUCAUUCUUACAGGUUAUGACACUAAUAAUAAAGAAUAUAUAAAAAGUGA